AUGGACUCCUCCUUACCCCAUGAGCAAGAAAGCAAUCGAGUUCAGAGGGAAUCUUCAAUCUUUGAUCUACCCCAGUAUGUAAUAAGCUAUAAUGAUGAUCAUACUUUACGAUGGGAUCCUCCAGCGGGGUCUAAAGAAUUAUCUAUCGCCCUAAGUUAUCAUUUCCCACUGGAGAAGGACCUUGGAAGCAAAAUGCAAGCUGCCACUAGGAAGUUUCUUCGAAAUGAACGACAAAAGACAGCAUCGGAGGACUCCAAGAUCAAUGGAAUCUCUGAGACUAUGGGUCUCGAUGGUUUGCCACUACAUUUGAAUACAGAAAAUCAGGUCACGCGACCAGACGUGAAAGUACCAGAUUCAUCAUCACAUGUCAAAUCUAAAUCAUUGGCGUCCCAUCGUAUUUCGAUGCCGGAAAGUAGAACCAUUCAAUUCUUAACGUGGGAUGCCGAUAUGAAGGAGUUCAGUCCCAAAAUAAAGAAGAGACGAUACGACAAGGAAGAGCGAGUGAAGGUUGCCGCCAAUAGAGGAUUUGCAUGUGCUAGGCAUAGAAGACAGAAGAUGAAGUGUGAUCCGGAACGAUGUUCAAGGAACAAACAACGGUUGAGUAGUUUAGAAAAUAUGGCCGCCAAAGUGGAGGCCCAAUCGACUCUAGACAAACGACAUUCUUCCUUCAUUCCAGACCCCGAAACUGCAAGUCAAAUAAACUCCACGAUAGACACCGAGACACUCACUGUGAACUCAUCACCUUCUUUAGAUACAUCGCCAAGGUGGACAACCUCUUCUUUCGUGGAUCCUGCAACGCUCUACAAAUUAGAGGGUUUCCACACGAGCGCUCAGUCAUUGGAUUUUCCUACACCUUCUCUCGAAUACAGUUCGAGAUCACAUGACUCCAUCGGGUCAGUGCUAUCUACAAGUUCAGAUGUGAACUUUCUCGCGGGCUAUGACGAGAUGAAUUUCGAUAUUCCUAAUUACGAGACUUAUCAUUGGUGGCCACGAAAUGAGCAAUUUGAUCCCGUUGGCUCUACAUUCAAUGAUCUCAUGCCAAUCGACCAACCCAUCGCGAUGUCGAAUACCUUGCAAAUGGAGACAUUCCAACUCGAAGAUAAACAGUUUCCCACAUUCAAUCAGCCUUCAAUAGAACCUUCAGACCAGCAGCUAGAAUGGUCUCAAAAUAUGAAUGUUCCAGAACAAAGUUAUAUUAUAGAGCCCUCCUCUACCCCACUCCGCCCAUCUUCAAGUCCGAUGGAAAAUACGACAACUUUAACAGAAGUAAAUCGUCACUGUCAACAAGACCUAAUGGAAUGGGAAUCAGUCCGUCCAUCAAGUGUCACUCAAACAUAUUUCACCAACAACCCAGUGAAACCAUUGACAGACGAAGAAAAGAGAACACUCAUCAAAUGGUGGGGUAGGGAUAGAUCUUCCGAGCAGCCGGAGAGCAUUCGUGGUAGACAGAGUUCACAUGAAAGUCAGCCAUCUAAUGGCGAUGUUACCGGAGUUGAGACACAAUCUAACAUGGGUGUGGGGAAGAAAGCCAGUCUUAGAGAGAAGGUUAAGACUGCCACAGUUCAUGUAGCACCGUUUCCCAGGGGUUUGUUUAGAAGUCGAUCCGCGGGAAAGGAUAAGAAGCCGUAA
Messenger RNA from Botrytis byssoidea, 1629 nucleotides. RefSeq lists its product as uncharacterized. NCBI's taxonomy places the organism in Eukaryota, Fungi, Ascomycota, Leotiomycetes, Helotiales, Sclerotiniaceae. The coding region runs from base 1 to 1629 and encodes 542 amino acids. The transcript has 2 exons. The record is from RefSeq and is a predicted model, not a curated record.